This is a messenger RNA of Cylicocyclus nassatus, 1077 nucleotides long. Lineage: Eukaryota; Metazoa; Nematoda; Chromadorea; Rhabditida; Strongylidae. The record is from the annotation of a GenBank genome assembly.
AUGCCUACCGAUUCAACAUUCAAAUAUGCGGGUCUCAUCUUACUCACUCUUCAGCAGGCCAGCAUGCCGCUCAUGGCUCGAUAUACAAGGUACAAGCACGAAUCGGAAGUAUUCCUCACUACUGUUAAUGUCUUUAUGAUGGAAGUUAUAAAACUCUGUACUUGCACGGCUGUCAUAAUCUGCUCAUCACGAUCUUUGGUCAAGUCCUUUGCUGAAGUAAAGGAGGCAAUUUUUUCAAAUCCUGUUGAAACCGUCAAGGUUUGCGUGCCUGCUGUGAUCUACACUCUACAGAAUAACCUAUAUUACAUAGCACUGACGCAUCUGGAAGCAACCACGUUUUGCGUCGCUUACCAAAUGAAAAUUUUCACCACUGCAGUAUUUAUGUACUUCUUUCUUGGCAAAAAGCUAUCGACUAAACAAUGGAUAGCACUGAUGAUUUUGGUGGUGGGAGUGGUUGAUGUGCAGCUCGUUUAUGCUCCUUCCAGCUCGAAAGAAGCCGUUGAACAAAAUCCCUUUCUAGGCUUUACCAGCGUCGUGGUGAUGUGCUUUACAUCUGGUUUUGCAGGCAAGUUCAUGCCCAAGAGCAGCGUCAGUUUCAAAAUCAUUGAUUCCAUUCAAAGUGUUUAUUUGGAGAAGGUGCUGAAGGAAAGCAAGGCCUCCGUAUGGAUUCAAAAUGUGCGAUUAUCACUUAUCGGCCUACCUGUGUCUAUUGCAUCUAUGUGGUUCUAUGAUUGGCAAAAUAUUCAAAAUGAUGGAUUUUUCCGAGGAUGGGAUGUCCUCGUGAUCUGCUUGACAAUAACGAAUUCCGUUGGUGGACUUCUUAUCUCAAUCGUGAUCAAGUAUGCGGACAACAUCUUGAAAGCGUAUGCACAGAGCAUUGCCAUCAUCGGUGCCGCAAUUGGCUCGUGGCUCCUUUUCGAUUUCGUCCCUGGGUUCUUCUUUACACUUGGAGCCACAUUAGUCAUAUUAUCUAUUCUUUUGUAUACAAAGUACCCAUAUGAGCCGCCCAGCUUUGAUCUCAAGCAAUUCAGCAGCUCCAAAUCUGAUUUACUCAUGAUCAAGACGUCAAAAGGCUGA